UAUCCAUGGCUUCUUCCUCAGUCUCACUCUCCUUCUCUUCCUCCCUCCACCCUCAUCCUCUUCACCACUCCACCCCCCACAGAGCCCAAGACCCGAACUUUAACCCGACCCGCUGCGCCUACGCGCCUCCCUCCAAAUCCACCAGAGGGCCACGUCAUUCUUCUUCUUCACCCUCAUCUCCUCAGACCCGAAAGAAGCACUGGAAGCACGGCGAGUUCCCAGGUGUCUCAGAGACCUCAAUCCCCAGAAGAACGCCGAUCAAGAAUGUCAAGAAGAAGCUCGACCGGAAAGAAAAGGCCAAGGCCUGGGUCAACACCGUCACUGAAGAAUUCUGUAACUCCAUCGAGAAGAAGCAAUGGCUUCGUGCCCUUGAGGUGUUCGAAAUGCUGAAGGAGCAGCCGUUUUAUCAGCCGAAAGAAGGGACUUACAUGAGGCUGCUGCUUCUGCUGGGGCGGUCCGGCCAGCCUCAGCGCGCGCAGAGUCUGUUCGACGAAAUGAUUGAGGAAGGGUGUCAGCCCACCGCUGAGCUGUACACUGCAUUGCUUACAGCUUACUGCCGGAGCAAUCUCGUUCACGAGGCGUUUAAUGUGCUUGAGCAGAUGAAGAAGUUCCCUCAGUGCCAGCCGGAUGUUUUUACGUACAGUACGCUGAUGAAGGCCUGCAUUGAUAAUUUGCAAUUUGAGAUGGUGGAGUCCUUGUAUGAAGAAAUGGAUGCGCGGUCGAUAGCACCGAAUACAGUUACUCAGAAUGUGGUGCUGAGUGGAUAUGGGAAGGCCGGGAUGUAUGACCAGAUGGAGAGGGUGUUGUCGGGAAUGCUGGAGGGUGAAAGUUGCAAGCCCGAUGUUUGGACAAUGAAUGUUAUCCUGACGAUUUUUGGUAACAAGGGUCAGAUUGAGACGAUGGAGAGAUGGUAUCAGAAGUUCCGCGACUUUGGAAUUGAGCCAGAAAUUCGCACUUUUAACAUUCUGAUUAAUGCUUAUGGGAAGAAGAAAAUGUAUGAUAAAAUGUCGGCUGUGAUGGAGUACAUGCGAAAGCUUCACUUACCCUGGACUACCGCAACUUACAACAAUGUUAUUGAGGCUUUUGCAGAUGUGGGAGAUGCAAAAAACAUGGAAUACACAUUUGAUCAGAUGCGUGCCGAGGACAUGAAGGCAGACACCAAAACAUUCUGCUGCCUUAUAAGCGGGUAUGCCAAUGCAGGUCUUUUCCAUAAGGUGAUUGGCAGUGUUCAGUUGGCUGGAAAGUUUGAGAUACCUGAAAAUACCACGUUUUUUAAUGCGGUCAUAUCUGCAUGUGCAAAAGCAGAUGAUUUGAUGGAAAUGGAGAGAGUUUUUAACCGGAUGAAAGAAAAGCAAAUCUCUCCAGAUUCCUCAACAUACGCUGUCAUGAUUGAGGCAUAUAGAAAGGAAGGUAUGAACGACAAGAUCUACUAUUUGGAGCAGGAAAUUAGUGCUGAUGGUAUUCAAACCGAUUAGGUGGCCUUAGGAGUUGAGUCUGGAUUUUUGUUCAAUUAAGAUCUUCGAAGGCACCAGUUUGUUCUAACAUUCCCCUAAUCUGGUUUGGCCUCAGGGUACUUUAUUGCAGCUGUGGACUCUAUUGUGACAUUCCUGGUUUGUAAAGGACUGCAAGAAUUGUUACAUCUCUCAUCUCUGAUAUUCUCGGAGAAAAUUUAGGGGACACGACUGUAAAUACGGAACCUCUGUGCAACUAUCAAUCAAGCAUGCAAAAUUGUAAGGAGAUUUGUAAGAAUUGUAGCAGAGCAACGGACAUCGUUUUCCCGAGUAAUUUUAUUGGUUCUAUUUUUCUAAGCAUCUCGUGCUGUUCUUGUAGUUUCAUGACUUCAGGCAAAACUC
Molecule: messenger RNA, 1853 nt
Organism: Argentina anserina (silverweed cinquefoil)
Lineage: Eukaryota; Viridiplantae; Streptophyta; Magnoliopsida; Rosales; Rosaceae
Product: pentatricopeptide repeat-containing protein At3g06430, chloroplastic
Exons: 2
Coding region: 6-1475 (489 amino acids)
Molecular function (GO): mRNA binding; protein binding
Source: RefSeq, a predicted model, not a curated record